Messenger RNA from Uloborus diversus, 3261 nucleotides. RefSeq lists its product as uncharacterized. Bases 1 to 3261 code for a protein of 1086 amino acids. The record is from RefSeq and is a predicted model, not a curated record. Lineage: Eukaryota; Metazoa; Arthropoda; Arachnida; Araneae; Uloboridae. The transcript has 2 exons.
AUGACUUCAAUCCAAGAAUUGGAAAGCGAUAAGUUUCAAAAACUUACAGCAAAGAGAACUGUUUUGCGAAGGUUAACUACUCAAUUAGUCGAUCAAAUUGAGAAAAAGUUAAAACAUGUAGGUGAAAUUGAUGAAGCAGAAUUACGCGACGAUUAUGAACUUUUAAUUGCAAGGUCUAACGGAUUGACAGCGCUUGAUAGCGAAAUGUUAGAAUUUAUUGAACUCGAACAAAUAGAAAAAGAAGUAACUUUAAAUGAUGAAUACGAAGCUAAAUGCCUAAAGUUUUCUAAAAGAAUAUUGCGUUAUUUAGAAGAUAAAAAUAAAGGCAGUCGAAAUUUAAGUUCUUCAAGCAAACAAAGUACAAAUGCUAGAAUUAAUGAAAACUCUAGACAAGAAGUCGAAAAAUUCGCGUAUUUAAAAGCCCUUUUAAUCGGUCAGGCAGCUAAUGUUGUGUCUGGAUUCGAUCUUUCAAGCGAAAACUAUGAUAAUUGUAAAGAAAUGCUAAAAAAUAGAUUUGGCAAAAGAGAUAUCAUAAUUAACUCUUUUAUGAACAAAAUAAUUAACUUAGAAGAGGUUAAGAGCUCUUCCAAUGUUCAAGCGCUACGGAGAAUUCAUGACGAAAUUGAAAUCGCUUUUAGAAAUUUAGAGGCAAUGAAUGUAGAAUCUAAGUCCUUCGGACUCUUAUUAAUGCCUAUUUUGCAAAAAAAGCUACCUCAUGAUUUAAUACUGCAAUUUAAUAAGCAGAGAGAGGACGGUGAUAUUGAAAUUUCUGAAUUCAUUUCAUUUUUAAAGAAAGAAGUGGAAUGUCGGGAAAUUACUUUAGCAGCAUGUAAUGAAAAUAAAGCUUCGACAAUUUCUAAAGGUUAUAGUAAUCAAAAGAAUGUUCGUAAAAGGUACGAUAGAGAUAUUGCUACAGCCAGUGCAUUGAAUACUUCCGUAAAUCAAGUAUGCAUCUUCUGCCAAAAUGCGCAUAGUUCCUACAAGUGUAACAUUCGUGCAACGGAAAAAAUAAAACAGCUUGAAACGAAUAACAGACGUUUUAAAUGUUUUAAGAAAUUUCAUUUGAGUAGGGUUUGUAAUGAUAAAAGUGUUUGUUUCAAAUGUAAUGGGAAAAAUCAUCAUGAAUCGAUUUGUUUCAGAAAUAGUGACGAACGUUCUAACUCAAGUAAAUCUUUAGAGCAACUUAAAACUUCGGAAAAUACUUUAGUCGCUUCUAAUUCAAAUAAUGAAUCUGUAGUUCCUAACGUAAAUGCAAACGCUUUUGUUUCUCAGAACUCUAGUAAUGCUUUGAGCGCGAAAAAUGUAUUGCUACAAACGUGUACUGUAGUAAUUUGUACAGAAUCAGACUCGAAAGCUACGCGUGCAAUUUUGGACCAAGGUAGUGAACGUUCUUUCAUAAAAGACACUUUGGUUAAAUCUUUGAAUUUAAAACCCAUACGCACUGAGAAACUAUCGGUUUUCGCAUUCGGAGCGGAAAAACCCAUCGUUAAAAAUUAUCCUGUGGUAAUAAUUGAACUUUGCGACAGGGAGUUGAAAAACAAAGUAAGAUUAGAAUGUUUGGUAACCGACACAAUUUCCUCAUGUCCUGUGAAGGGUCCUAGUUUGCGCUCGCUCGAAAAAAUGCAGUGCUUGGGACUAAAGCCGGCCGAUAUUGUAGAUAACGUCUCCGAUUUACGACAUUUAGGGGUAUUAAUUGGGGCGGACAAAUUUUGGGAUGUAGUGUUGACAGCGAGAAAACGCAUAAAUAGAGAUCUUCAGGCCGUUAACUCUAUAUUUGGGUGGUUUUUAGUGGGUUUAGACAGAAAUACGUUUAGGCAAGCCAACUUUUCGAAGCAUUCAAAUGUAUCGGUAGGAAAUACAAUUGUUUUAAAUGAUUUGAGAAUAUUUUGGGAAUUGGAUUCUAUGGGUAUAAUUGAAGAAUCUAGUAAAUAUUCCAAAAAAGAUGAAGAUUUAAUUCAUCGCUUCGAAACAGAUUUGCGAUUUGUAGACGGGAGAUACGAAUGUAAAUUACUUUGGAAAACCACAACUGACGGUCUCGAAAAUAAUUUUGAGGUAACUAAAAGACGCUUUGAAACUUUAAAACAAAAACUGGAUAAAACUCCAGAAAUAUUAGCGAAGUAUAAGGAAAUAAUAGAACAGCAGUUAAACGAAAAUAUAGUUGAGAAAUGCGCUAAUGAAAUCAAAGAUAAAGAUUAUUAUAUGCCUCACAGAGCAGUCAUUCGUAAUAGCGAAACGACGAAUGUUCGUAUCGUAUUUGAUGCAUCUUCUAAAUCUGAAAAUUGUAAAUCCUUAAAUGAUUGUUUAGAAAUUGGUCCUAACUUGAAUCCGUCCGUUCUUGAUAUUAUUCUUAGGUUUCGGGAGCAUGAAAUAGCAUUUAGUGGAGACCUAGAAAAGGCGUUUUUGAUGAUUGGGAUAGCUAAACAAGAUCGGGAUUUUUUGAGAUUUCUCUGGUUUGGGGAAUCAAACGAACAGUUCAAAAUUUUGCGUAUGUGCCGCACGCCGUUCGGUACCAGUAUUAGCCCAUUUAUACUAGCCGCUACUAUUAAAUAUCAUACUAAAAAAUAUAAAAUUAAAAACCCUGAUGUAUUUGAAAUGCUUAAUUCAUCAAUUUAUGUAGAUGAUUUGUUUUAUGGUGCUAAAACGGUGGAAGAUGCAUACAAAUUGUCUGUAGAUGCAGUAAAUAUUUUCCGUGACGCGGGAAUGAAUUUGAGAAAAUUGAAAUCAAAUUCAAAUGAACUUAAUGCUUUGUGGCUCAGGGAUAAUAUUAAACAGGACGAAAAUUUGAGUAUGAAAUCAAAGUUUUUAGGCAUGAAUUGGAAUCCCAUUAAUGAUUCUAUCAAUUUAGAGCUAACUGCUGUAAUUGAAUCUGUGAAAAGCAAACUAGACGACACAAAAAGGACAGUUUUAAGAACUGUAGCUAAAAUAUUCGAUCCAGUGGGAUUUCUUCAACCUUUUACUGUGCGGAUGAAGAUAUUGUUACAAGAUAUUUGGCUGUUAGGUCUAAACUGGGAUGAAAGUCUUCCUAGUGCUUUAAAAGGAAGGUGGAAUAAUUGGUGCUCAGAACUUGAGUUCUUAAAAAAUCUGACUUUCACAAGGAAAUUCUUCAGUGAGGCUGAUUACACGGAACUGAGCAUUCACAUUUUUUGCGACGCCUCUCCUAGAGCGUUUGGAGCGGUUGCUUAUUUUAGAUACUCUAAUAGUUACGGGGAGAUUAAAACUUCCUUCAUACAGACAAACACCGCUAUAAUGAACCCUCAGUGA